GUGAGAAAAAUGCAGAGAGAGAAACCUGGCUUCCAUAAGAGGAGAAAAGAGCAUAGCUUAAUUUGGUGCUUGUUCAGCCAUUGGGAUAGUAUGAAGCCUACUAUUUUGCUAUGUACCUUUUUGCUUCAUUUCACUCUUGCUGUGGCAUCAAACCCCCAAUACAUCCUCUGGGUCUCCCCUGUGGUGCAGCGUUACUCGAUGGAAAAAGCUUGCCUCCAUCUUUUAAACCUUAAUGAAUCUGUAUCUUUGAAUGUUGUCUUAGAAUAUGAUGGAUCUAAUACUACUAUUUUUGAUCUGUCUGUGGAAGAAGACACCUUCUAUUCCUGUGCGAAUUUCAAGGUCUCUCAGAAGUCCUCUGAACAGUUGGCUUUCAUCACAUUGUUGGUGAAGGGCAACACUCUUAAAAUCUUUGAGAGAAGAUCUGUAGCCAUCACUAAAGAAGAGACAGUAACUUUCAUACAGACCGACAAACCCAUCUAUAAGCCUGGAGAGAAGAUUAACUAUCGUGCUGUGACGCUGAAUACUCAGUUCAAACCUAUUGAGGAUUUGUAUCCUUUAAUCAGACUUCAGGAUCCUGAAAGCAAUGUGAUUUUUCAGUGGAAAAAUGUGUCUUCUUUCCGAAAUAUUACACAGCUUUCAUUUCAAUUGAGUUCAGAACCAAUGCUUGGCGUUUAUACAAUUUCUGUGGAAGGAAAAUUGGGACAGACUUGGACACACCAAUUUACUGUUGAUAAAAACGUGCUACCCAAGUUUGAAGUUAAGCUCAGUGCACCACAAACAAUAACUAUUUUAGAUGAUGAAUUUCAAGUGGAUGCAUGUGCUAAGUACACUUUUGGCGGCUCUGUACAAGGAAAAGCCCAAAUCCGAGUGUGCAGGGAAAUAUUGUCUUCUGGGAGCUGUGAAGAAGGUGCCAAUGAAAUAUGUGAGCAAUUUGUUGCCCAGGAAUACCAACUGAAGUUUUUACUAUCAAAAGGUGUGCAGAUCAGUGAAAAGACCUCUGUUGCUGUCACUGAAUUGCUUGGGAGCGUGCGCUUCGAAAACAUGGAUGAUGUCUACAGAGAAGGAAUUUCUUAUUUUGGAACUCUCAAAUUUUAUGGUCCCAGCGAUGUGCCGCUGACAAGCAAGCUGCUGCAGUUGAAGCUCAAUGGCAAGGUGGUGGGGAACUACACUACAGACGAGAAUGGCGAGGCUCAGUUUUCCAUCGACACUUCGGACCUAGAUGAUUCUAUGCUCUUCCUGAAAGCCAGAUUCCUUCAGCCCAAGAGCUGCGGUCUUCCAGGCUGGAUGACGCCUCACUACUCGGACGCCUCCUUCGUAGUCUCACGCUUUUACUCCCGGACCAACAGCUUCCUGAAGAUCGCGCCCGAAUCGAAGCCGCUGAAAUGUGACCAAGAGAAGAUCAUCACUGUGUAUUACUCCCUAAACCACGAAGCAUACACGGAUGCCUCGAAUGCGAGCUUCUUCUACUUGGUGAUGGGGAAAGGCACUAUCCUCCUCAAUGGACAAAAGAAACUCAGAAACAAAGCCUGGACCGGGAAUUUCUCAUUGCCAGUCAACAUCAGUGCCGACCUGGCUCCUACGGCUGUCCUGUUUGUCUACACCAUUCACCCCAGUGGGGAAAUCAUUGCCGAUGGUGUCAAAUUCCAGACUGAAAAGUGUUUUAAAAACAAGGUUAGCCUCCAGUUCUCUAAGGAACAGCAGCUGCCUGGUUCCAAUACCACUCUCUAUCUUCAUGCUGCACCUGAUUCCUUCUGUGGCCUUCGAGCAGUGGAUAAAAGUGUCCUUCUACUGCAAAUGGAGCAGCAGCUGUCUGCCGAAAGCGUGUAUAACAUGCUUCCAGACAGAAAGCCUUAUAGUUAUUUCUACAAUGGUCUCAACCUCGAUGAUGACAGGGUAGAGCCUUGUAUUCCCCGGAAAGCCAUGUUUUACAAUGGUUUGUAUUACAUUCCUCUGCCCUUCUUUGACGAUGAGGACACCUAUGAGAUUCUCAGGAAUGUGGGUUUAAAAGUUUUUACCAACCUCCGUUACCGAAAACCAGAACUAUGUAUGAUAGACGGAAGUCAUCCAUACCUCAGGCCAGCGGAUCUAGGAAGAGAAAGAUACAUGCCAUACGGUUCAUCUGCAGUGACAAAUUUUAAGUUGAGAGAGAACACCAACCAUGUACAACAGGCUAUCAUAGAAACUGUCAGAACAAACUUCCCUGAGACAUGGAUAUGGGACCUCUUCAGUGUUGAUUCCUUGGGGUCAGCGAAUCUUUCAUUCAUCACUCCUGACACGAUGACCGAGUGGAAGGCCAGCGCCUUCUGCGUGAGCGGCGAGGCUGGCUUUGGCAUCUCUCCCACAGUCUCUCUACAAGUUUCCCAGGCUUUCUUUGUGGAAAUCGCUUCCCCCUUCUCAGUUGUUCGAAAUGAACGAUGUGAUUUGAUUGUCAGUGUCUUCAGCUACCUGAACACGUGUGCAGAGAUAUCUGUUCAAUUAGAAACAUCUCACAAUUACGAAGCCAAUAUUAACUCUCCGGAGAGCAAUGACAGUGUGAUUAUCCAGGCUGGAGAGAAGCAAACCUACGUCUGGACUCUCCUGCCUCAAACUCUGGGUGAAAUCAAUGUCACUGUGGUUGCCAAGUCCAAGGGGAACAGUGCCUGCCUAAAUUCAGCAACAGAGCAGCUCAAUUUGAACUGGAAGGACGUUGUGGUCAAAAGCAUACUGGUCGAGCCUGAAGGCAUUGAAAAAGAAAUGACCCAGAGUUUUCUUAUUUGUACAAAAGGUACCAAAGUCUCCAAAGAAAUCAAGUUGGACUUGCCAAAUGAUGUAGUAGAAGGAUCUGCCAGAGCCUUUUUAAUUGUCAUAGGAGAUAUCCUUGGUGUUGCAGCUCGGAAUCUGGAGCAUCUUCUCCAGAUGCCCUACGGCUGGGGAGAGCAGAACAUUGCCCUUCUAGCUGCCAAUACCUACAUCCUUGACUACCUGAGAGCUACAAAGCAAUUGACGGAGGAAGUUAAAUCUCAGGCACUCUUUCUCUUAUCUAAUGGUUAUCAAAAGCAACUGUCUUUCAAAAAUUUUGAUGGCUCGUAUAGUGUGUUUUGGCAAAGGGAUCAAGAAGGAAACAUAUGGUUCAGCGCCCUUACUUACAAGACAUUUGAGAGGAUGAAGGAGUAUGUAUUCAUUGACAAAACGGUUCAAGAACAGACCUUAAUUUGGUUUUCAAGCAAACAGAAAGCCAAUGGCUGCUUUGAAAGUGAUGAUGCCAUUUCCCACAAUGCUUGGGAGGGUGGAGAGGAAGAGGAUGUUGUACUCACUGCAUCUGUGGUUGCCAUGUUCCUUGAAGCUGGGCUCAAUUCCACUUUUCCUGUUUUAAGAAAUGGGCUCUUUUGCCUGGAAGAUGCCUUGGAAAGGGGUGUCACUAACGACUACACCCGCGCAGUCCUCGCCUACACUUUUGCAUUAGCUGGAAAAGAAGAGCAAGUGGAAGGCUUGCUCCAGCUCUUGGAUCAAUCUGCCACAAAAAUAAAUAACAUGAUAUACUGGGGUAAAGAAAAGGAAGCCAACACAGACAGUUUCUCAUCUUUUCUUCCUGCGGCUCCUAGUGAGACUGAGAAGACUUGUUAUGUGCUGCUGGCUGUACUGUCCCAAAGGACCCAGGACUUGACCUACGCUAGCAAGAUCGUGCAGUGGCUGGUCCAGAAGAUGAACUCCCGUGGAGGCUUCGCUUCCACGCAGGAUACCACAGUCUGUCUUCUUGCCAUAACCAGCUAUAUGAAAUUAACCUUCUCUAACGAUCAAAACUCAGUCACCUUUCUAAGUGAAGAAUCCAUGGAGAUUUUCCAUGUCAACAAAGAAAAUCGUUUAUUGGUCCAACGCUCAGAACUGACAAAGGCAGACGGGCACUACACAGUCAAUGUGGAAGGCCAAGGCUGUGCAUUUAUCCAGGCCACAGUCAAGUUCAGUGUGCCACUACCCAAAAAGUCAUCUGGAUUUUCACUUUCCUUGGAGAUUGUGAAGAACUCCUCUUCGGAUGUGUUACAGACUAAGUUUGACCUUACAGUGACCCUCAAAUACACUGGUAAUCACAGUAACCCCAGUGUGGUCCUUGUGGAUGUAAAGAUGCUUUCAGGAUUUACCCCAGUCCUGUCAUCUGUGGAGCAGCUUGAAAGCGGUGGCCAUGUGAUGAAGACCGAAGUCAAGAAUGACCAUGUACUUUUCUACUUAGAAAAUGUUCUGGAUACAGCAAGCAGUUUCACUGUUUCUGUUGAGCAAAGCAACCUCGUGUCUAACAUUCAGCCAGCUCCAGUCAUGGUCUACAAUUAUCAUGCAAAAGAUGAAUAUGCCUUUGAUUCCUACAACAUUGAUAAUAUUUCUGUUUCCCACUGAAGCAUACAGAAGGAUCAGGUGGAAGCCUAUUUCUUUAACAAACUCCUCUUCUAUUGAACUCUGAGAAUCACGAAGCACCACAGAUUUUGAAUAAGCCACAAUCUGCUAUGUCUUGUUGUCAAAUUUUGCCUCUUUUCUAGCCCAUUAAAUUCUAUGAUCUCA
Messenger RNA from Octodon degus (degu), 4527 nucleotides. Its product is annotated as ovostatin homolog. Gene Ontology annotation, molecular function: endopeptidase inhibitor activity. The transcript has 36 exons. Lineage: Eukaryota; Metazoa; Chordata; Mammalia; Rodentia; Octodontidae. Bases 10 to 4365 code for a protein of 1451 amino acids. Gene Ontology annotation, cellular component: extracellular region. The record is from RefSeq and is a predicted model, not a curated record.